AUGUCGACGCCGUCAACGGCGACGACCUUGACGUCGUUGCUCAACUCUCUGCAUAGCCAUCUUCUAUCGCAGACUCAGCUGCUUCCAACCCUCCAUGCCCAACUGGGACUGCCUGAAUCAGCACUAGAAGACGAGCUAAGAGCGCUACAACAACAGCUUGUAGAUGGUGUCGAACUACGGAUAGAUCGAAGGAGGAAGGAGGUGGAUGAGUGGAUGGCCAAAUGCGAUGGGUUGGAGAAUGAGUGCAUUAGGUAUACCAAGGCCCUGGGAGGGAACAUCAAGGCUACUGGAAGCAGUCUAGGCGAGCUAAGGAAGGAGCAAGCUCUACCGAGGAGGUUUGAGCUAAUAUCAGAGUAUCAAGAAAAACUGCGACAGCUCUAUCACACCAAAGUCGAGCAGUUGAACACGCUGACAAAUCGCCUGAAUGCAUUGUCUCGGACUCUUGGUCCUGAUUACUUUGCACAAGAUAUAAUUGAACCAACCGUCGCCGCUGGGGAGAGCGCGUAUGACGCCGGUGCCAAUCGGGAUGUCACUCCGGAGAGGUUCAUGAAACUUGAGAAAGAGCUGGUUCGAGGGAAAGCAGAAGUGCUUAAACGGUUAAACCAACUUUCGGCCACAUUCGUACAAAUCGACUGGUUGUAUACCGAACUCGGGAUUGUGCCUCCAGCUACCGAUGAACUGGAAGCAUCGCCUGCUCAGACUACCAGUACUUUUACUCAAUCACUCGCUUCUUCAUCCUCAACAAAAGUUUCAUCGUCUGAUCCCUUCCUUACUUCGACACCUACACCAAUGUCCAGGUCAACCUCAACAAAUAUACUAUUCCGUGAAGAUGUCGGAUCUGUGCCGGAAUAUGAAUAUCAAAGAAUUUUCUCAAAUUUCGUCGCGCGCAUCGAGGAGGCAGAGGCAGAGAAUCUGCCUCAAUCUCAGUCUGUACCUGUCGGUCUCGAUGGCGUCGACCCAACACCGGGUCUUUUAAGCUGGGCUGCUACUUUGCAUGCGUCACUUGAGGAAAUCAAACGCCGUCGCGAAGCCCAUAUCCAGACAAUGUAUGACCAAUUAGAGGGCCUAUGGAGACGGUUGGGUGUGUCCGAAGAAGACAUGGAUAACUUUGUCGAGGCUCACAGGGGCAGUACGGAAGAGACGGUGCAAGAGUACGAGGACGAGCUUGAGAGGAUGUUGGAGCUGAAGAGAGAAAGGAUGGGCACAUUUGUUGCUAGUGCGAGAGAGGAGAUCGUCCGACUGUGGGAUGAUUUAAUGAUUGGGGAAGAGGAGCGAGCUGACUUCCCGCCUUUCGCUGAUGACGAGUAUACUGAACAACUCUUGACUCUGCAUGAAGACGAGAUCAAACGACUGAAGGAGGAAAGGAGAAAUAAAGCUCCAUUAUUGGCCGCUAUCAAGAAAUAUUUUGAGAUCUGCGAGGAGGAGAAAGAGCUGGCGAAUGCCGCCUCUGAUCAGACAAGACUAACAGGUCGUGGACCACGCGACCCUGGUCGUCUUCUCCGAGAGGAAAAGAUGAGGAAGAGGGUACAGAAAGAAAAGCCUCGCCUUGAGCAAGACUUACUGGUGUCAAUACCUGCUUGGGAAGAGGACGCCGGGCGUCCAUUCCUUGUUCAUGGCGAGAGCUUCUUGCAGCUACUUAUGGAGAGCGUCAGCGCUGCUGAUCAAGAAAACAAACGCAAACCCUCAUCACGAGCCGGUUCAGUCCCUGCCCGUGCCACAACCCCCACAGGUUCUUCUGGCUACGUUCCCGGAACCAAGACAGGUGUAGUGACACCCGCAGUGCGGACGCGCGAGCAAGCCGGAAAUGGAAGCCAAAGCGUGCCAAGCAAGCGGCAGCGCGUCGGAGAGCACGCGGCGAGCACGCCUGUCUACGGUGUGCGCGCGCCUCUGGGUACGCAUCGCGGUGUCAACACCUCGAAUAGUAAUAGCAACAGCAACGGCCAUCUGCGGUCCUCGUCGCCCACCAAGAUUCCGAGUAAGAGUCUAAGUGGGGGUGUUGGGUCCGGUCUGCCUAGACCGGCCGGGUUGACUUUGGGGAUGGUGCAGCCGAAACCAGGGACGGCGCAGCAUGCGCUGGGCCAUGGACGCGUGCCGACAAGUGUAAUCUAUGGCGCUAGUGCAUAUGCACCUGGGAGCAUGGGCGUGCGGAGCGCGUCGGUGAUGGGUUAUGGAAGUGGUGGGAGGACGGCGAGCGGAGGAGCGGCAGCUGGCGGGUACGGCAAGGCUGGCAGUGUGGCAGGGGCGGGAGGGAUAGCGAAGAAGUCGACAAGGGCCAGGAGGGAGAGUUUCAAGCCAAGACCGAGCGUGGACGUCGUGGAUAUCCCUGUGGCUGUUGGCCAUGGAACGAAGAGAUGGGGUGGAGGGUAUACCGUUAAUGAGGACGAAGAAUAUUGA
Messenger RNA from Psilocybe cubensis, 2394 nucleotides. RefSeq lists its product as uncharacterized. The transcript has 5 exons. NCBI's taxonomy places the organism in Eukaryota, Fungi, Basidiomycota, Agaricomycetes, Agaricales, Agrocybaceae. Gene Ontology annotation, cellular component: cytoplasm; mitotic spindle midzone; spindle. The record is from RefSeq and is a predicted model, not a curated record. Gene Ontology annotation, biological process: mitotic spindle midzone assembly; microtubule cytoskeleton organization. The coding region runs from base 1 to 2394 and encodes 797 amino acids. Gene Ontology annotation, molecular function: microtubule binding.